CCAUUACGCUGAGUUCUCUCCAGCGGUUGUUUGAUAACCAGCCGCACCUGGAGUGAAGAGGAGACGCGCUGCCACCCUCCCUGUCUGACUGUACAGUUAUCUGAUGAAUGGUGCAGUGGCCAUGGAGGCCACCAGGAGACGAACCCAGCACAGUGCCAAUGGGAAAACAUCCGAACAGGGAGAGGAGCCAGCACAGUGGGGGAGAGCAUGGGAGGUGGACUGGUUUUCCCUGAUCAGCGUGAUCGCCCUCCUUUGCUUUGCCCCUUUCAUCGUCUUCUACUUUGUGAUGGCCUGUGACCAGUACCAGUGCUCUAUCAGCCAGCCUCUGUUUGAGCUGUUUCGAGGAGAGACCACACUGCUCUCCAUCUGGGCCCGGGCACCUUCCUUCACCUGGUCAGCUGCCAAGAUAUAUUCCAUAUGGGUGGCCUUCCAGGUGUUCCUGUAUAUGUGUGUUCCUGAUGUCACCCACAAGUUUAUUCCUGGCUUUGUUGGCGGCGUGCAGGAUGGAGCAAGAACUCCUGCCGGCCUGAUUAACAAGUAUGAGAUCAACGGGCUGCAGUGCUGGCUGAUCACUCAUGCCCUGUGGUUUGCAAACGCCCACUACUUCCACUGGUUCUCUCCCACCAUCAUCUUCGACAACUGGAUCCCGCUGAUGUGGUGCACCAACAUACUGGGCUACGCUGUGUCCACCUUUGCUUUCAUAAAGGCCUACCUCUUCCCCACGAACUCUGAGGACUGUAAGUUCACAGGGAACAUCUUUUACAACUACAUGAUGGGAAUCGAGUUCAACCCCCGCAUUGGCAAAUGGUUUGACUUCAAGCUGUUCUUCAAUGGCCGACCCGGCAUUGUAGCCUGGACUCUCAUCAAUCUGUCUUACAUGGCCAAGCAGCAAGAAAUGUACGGCCACGUCACAAACUCCAUGAUUCUGGUCAACGUGCUGCAGGCCAUUUAUGUGUUGGAUUUCUUCUGGAAUGAGGCGUGGUACCUGAAGACCAUUGAUAUCUGCCAUGACCACUUUGGAUGGUAUCUGGGCUGGGGAGACUGUGUCUGGCUGCCAUAUCUGUACACACUGCAGGGUCUGUACCUGGUGUACCACCCAGUCCAGCUCUCCAACAUCCACGCCCUGGCCGUCCUGUUGCUCGGUCUCGUUGGAUACUACAUCUUCCGCUCCACCAACCACCAGAAGGACCUGUUCCGACGCACCGAGGGCUCCUGUUCCAUCUGGGGCCGCAAACCAACAUACAUUGAGUGCUCAUACCGCUCCGCUGACGGCGGCAUUCACCGCAGCAAGCUCCUGACAUCAGGCUUCUGGGGCACGGCACGGCACUUCAACUACACCGGCGACCUGAUGGGUUCGCUGGCGUAUUGUGCCGCCUGCGGCUUCGGCCACAUACUGCCGUACUUCUACAUCGUUUACAUGACCAUCCUGCUGGUCCACCGCUGCGUGCGCGACGAGCACCGCUGUAGCAGCAAGUACGGCAAGGAUUGGAAACGCUACACUGAUGCUGUACCUUACCGGCUCAUCCCUGGGGUGUUUUAGAGAGGAAGACAAAGAAGAGUGGGAGGGAGGGAGGGAGGGAGGGAGGAAGGGAUGGGGGAAAGGUUAAAAUAGAUAGAGAAAUGAUGGAAUGGGGUAACAAGAAAAACAUGCGGUGUGUGUGUGUGACUGUGUAUUUGUUUUACACAUUUCAGCAAUAUACCAAUUUUUAACACUACAUAUGAUACUACAGUUGUAUGUAUUUCUAAUAUGUGUGUAGACUGCUGCACAUGUGUGUAUACAGGUACAGAACAGUUAAUUGCUAUACCUCUCUGCCUUAGUGAAGGCAGUUUUGAAAGACCAGUCCGCUGCUCUCUUUAAGCUGUGAACAGUUAAUGAUUUAACUCGUUUUAGAAAUAGUUCAUUUGAUCUUCCAACCCAGUUAGACCAAACACAACUUGAACUGAAGUCAAUGACAC
Messenger RNA from Thunnus maccoyii (southern bluefin tuna), 1956 nucleotides. RefSeq names its product 7-dehydrocholesterol reductase (gene dhcr7). The record is from RefSeq and is a predicted model, not a curated record. Bases 104 to 1540 code for a protein of 478 amino acids. Lineage: Eukaryota; Metazoa; Chordata; Actinopteri; Scombriformes; Scombridae. Gene Ontology annotation, molecular function: 7-dehydrocholesterol reductase activity. Gene Ontology annotation, cellular component: endoplasmic reticulum membrane. The transcript is spliced from 8 exons. Gene Ontology annotation, biological process: brassinosteroid biosynthetic process; cholesterol biosynthetic process.